AUGGUGGUCUGGAAUAACAGUAAUGUUAUGGAACCCAUCUUCCUCUUACGUGGUUUCCAUGGACUAAAGUCUGCUCAUGCUUGGCUCUCAAUUCCAUUCUGUCUUGCAUACCUGGUGGCAUUUAUAGGCAACAUCACCAUCCUCCCUGUUGUGUGGAGUGAGUCCUCACUCCACCAGCCCAUGUAUUAUUUGUUAUCCUUCUUGGCAACAACUGACCUGGGCAUGUCCAUGUCUACACUCCCUACGAUAUUAGCUGUGUUAUGGUGGGAAGCCCUGGAAAUUCAAAUAGCGGCUUGCUUUGCUCAGCUCUUCUUCAUCCACACAUUCACAUUCUUGGAGUCUUCAGUGCUGCAGGCCAUAGCUUUUGACCGCUUCGUGGCUAUCUAUCGUCCCUUGCACUAUUCAAGCAUCCUCACCAAUGAUGUCAUUGGAAAGAUAGGCCUAGGCUGCUUGAUACGAAGUGCAGGAGUAGUGAUGCCUACACCCCUAUUACUAAGGUGCUACCAUUACUGCCGUGCUAAUGUCCUCAGCCACCCUUUUUGCCUGCAUCAGGAUAUUCUUAAAUUAUCCUGCUCUGAUGCCUGUGUCAACAACAUCUAUGGGUUGUGUGUGGUCAUUAUCACAUUGGGCACAGACUCAGUUCUCAUCCUCCUCUCCUAUGUCCUAAUUCUCCAUGCUAUUCUUGGCAUUGCAUCUCAUGAAAAACGACUAAAGGCACUAAAUACUUGUUUAUCCCAUGUAUGUGUGGUACUUAUCAUCUUCGUCCCUCUAAUCGGUGUAUGCAUGGUCCAUCGCUUUGGGAAACACUUGCCUCCCACAGUCCAUAUUCUCAUGGUGGAUAUUUACCUGCUUCUCCCACCAGUACUUAACCCCAUUAUCUACAGUGUCAGGGCCAAGCAGAUUUGUCUAGGAAUUUUUCACAUGUUUAGGCAAAGAAAGAAGCUUUAG
Molecule: messenger RNA, 948 nt
Organism: Cervus elaphus (red deer)
Lineage: Eukaryota; Metazoa; Chordata; Mammalia; Artiodactyla; Cervidae
Product: olfactory receptor 51L1-like
Exons: 1
Coding region: 1-948 (315 amino acids)
Biological process (GO): G protein-coupled receptor signaling pathway
Cellular component (GO): membrane
Molecular function (GO): olfactory receptor activity; G protein-coupled receptor activity
Source: RefSeq, a predicted model, not a curated record